Molecule: messenger RNA, 2948 nt
Organism: Cyprinus carpio (common carp)
Lineage: Eukaryota; Metazoa; Chordata; Actinopteri; Cypriniformes; Cyprinidae
Product: cystine/glutamate transporter-like
Biological process (GO): amino acid transmembrane transport
Cellular component (GO): membrane
Molecular function (GO): L-amino acid transmembrane transporter activity
Source: RefSeq, a predicted model, not a curated record
CCCUCUCAGUGAGGACUGACCCCUCACACACACAAACUAACACUCUGUAGCAUGUGCUGAAAGAGCUUUCAGUAAUCUGUGUGGUAGACUUAACAAAAAUGCUCUUGGAUUCUAAUGCAUUUUCUGUAGUCACUUUUUCGUUUGUUUUUAUGUUCAAGUUGAAGAAAAGUGAACUUUGCAGCUGCUACAACAAGAAGAGGAGGUCCUCAUGGUAGAUUCCUGCGUCCCGCUGUGUGCGCUGUAGCUUCACACAUACACAGCACAAUGGCACAUGGCUUUCCCCGUCUAAAAGGCUUUAAUUACUGGUGUUGAUGAAUCUGGGGAAGACUGCUGGCUUUGUUUCUGGCUUGAGCUCUGAGCUGGAUGGUGAGUUUCCAGGGUUACUCUGCAUGAAAAGAGGUGCAAAACAAGCAGCAUAAAGAGCAAAGGAGAAAAGUUUACUGGUCUCACUACUUACUUCUGACUGAUCUAAAUCGGCCCACUGAGAGAUGAGGGUCUCUAAAAGAGAGUCGGCCACUGAUGAAGGUACUGACAAAACAGUGAAAGAUGAUGCAGUUCAUCUCAGGAGGAGGAUAGGCCUGCUUCCGUCAGUUUCUUUCAUCAUCGGCACUGUGGUGGGCAGCGGCAUCUUCAUCGCCCCCAAAGGCGUGUUGAUGAAUUCGGGAAGUGUGGGGUUGUCCCUGGUGGUCUGGACUCUGUGUGGCGUCCUCUCCACUUUUGGUGCUUUAUGCUAUGCUGAGCUGGGCACGAGCUUCAGAAAAUCAGGCGGUCAUUACACCUACCUGUUGGAGACCCUGGGGCCCCUGCCCGCCUUCCUGCGACUGUGGACUGAGUUCAUAUUCAUCAGACCUGCAGUGGCCACGUACGUGUCUCUGGCUUUUGGUCAGUAUGUAGUGGAGCCGUUAUUCAUGCCGUGUGCUGCUCCAACAGCUCUGGUCAAACUCGUCAGCAUGCUGGGAGUCACAUUUGUGGUGGCAAUGAACUGCUGGAGUGUGUCAAUGGCAGCACGUACGCAGGUCUUGCUGACCUUCAUCAAGAUGUUUGCUCUGAUUCUGAUCAUCAUCCCAGGCAUCAUGGCUCUGGUCAAUGGGAAAACCGAAAAUUUCCAGAAUGCCUUUGACUCUGAUUCUUUAUCUCUGACCAAACUUCCUUUGGCCUUUUAUUCAGGUCUUUAUGCAUAUGGUGGAUGGUUUUAUCUAAAUUUCAUAACGGAAGAGGUAAUUAACCCAAACAGAACCAUCCCAUUGGCUGUCAUUUUCUCCAUGGUGACUGUUACCGUGUGUUACGUGCUGGUCAAUGUGGCUUACUACACCAUGAUGACCGCAAAUGAGUUACUAAUGUCAGAUGCCGUGGCAGUGACAUUUGCAAGUCGGGCUCUGCAGGGUGUAGCUCCAGCAAUACCAGUAUUAGUUGCUCUUUCUUGCCUUGGAGCUCUUAAUGGAGGAUUUUUUAGUUCACCCAGGAUGUUGUUCGUAGGAGCCAGAGAGGGUCACUUACCGGCUAUCUUCUCCAUGAUCCAUAUCCGCAGACAAACGCCACUGCCAGCUGUGCUAUUUCUGUAUCCUCUGGUGAUCAUCAUGAUGGCGAGAGGAGAGAUCUUUCAACUGAUCAACUUUGCAUCCUUCUCUCGGUGGCUCUUCAUCGCCUUGGCCACCUUGGGAAUGAUCAUCCACCGCUACAGAUUUCCAGAUCAUCCCAGACCAUUCAAGGUCCCUCUAGCAGUUGCGGUGGUCUUUACCAUAGUGUGUUUCUUCAUCGUGGGCCUGUCCUUGUAUUCAGACCCCUGGAAUACAGGCGGCAGCUGUGCCCUCACAUUAUCAGGAGUACCUGUGUAUUACCUGACAGUCAAGAAGUCAUACAUACCUGAACGCUGGAAAAAAGCCUUCAAUUAUUUAAGUCUACAUCUGCAGAUAUUCCUGGAAGUGGCUCAGCAGGAAGUGCAGACCUACUGAUGGAACUUCACCAAACACCAGCUGAAUUCAUGCCAUCUAACACACCUGAGUGUCAAAGGGCAUCAAAGUUACAUUUUAGUGGUGCUUGCUAUUUCUAUUGCCCCUAACUACCCUAGCAACAGCAUAGCAACAUCCUCACACCCUAUCCAAUAGUGCAAGCAUCACUUACAUUUUCAUCUACUGUAGUUUUUAUUCAAAUGAAAGACAAGUCUAAACAUACCCCGGGAAAGUCAGCUGUUGAUAGUUCACCCAAAAAUUAAUAAUUUACUCCCCAUCAUGUCAUUCCAAUUCCAUUAUACUUCGGUCAAUCUUCUUAACAAGUGAAGAUACUUUUAAUAAAAUCUGAGAGCUUUCUGUCCCUCCAUUGAAAGUCAAAGUAACCAAACCUAGUUUAAUGCAAGUGUUGUGAAGAGAUACGAUCGAUUGCUUCGAGGAAUUACACCUUUUUUUGUAAUAAAUCACAAAUAUGAUUGUAUAAAGUAUCCCUUUAUUCUCAAAAAGUAAGUACAAUAGGAACAGAAACCAAAUUGUAUGCUUUGUUGGAAAUGACAAUGGGUGUUUCUGGUUGAAGCCUGUUACCUCAGUAAAAUGCCUAGUAGAUAACUUUCAUAUUUCAAUACAGUCUUCAAAAAUAGGACAAAACACAUCCUAUUAUGGUUCUCUGAUUGGCAGAGGGUCUGGAUGGGAAGUUUUUUUGUAUCACCAAAAUGUACGCUGUUGAGAAAUGUCAAUGUUGAUUAUUACAUAGAUUUUCAAACGUGUGUGCAUUAACGUACUAUUAUUAGUAAAUAUAGUACUUAAUUUCUAAUCCUGAUGUAACAUCUUUCCACCAUAAAUCUGUCGACCAUGUAAUUUUUGUAUAUUUUUAUGACAUCUUGCUGUUUUUCAUUGGAAGAAUUCAACGUAAGCAUAUAUGCAUAGAAGCACAUAUGAACUCUGUGCAUGCUCAUAAAUCACUUUGCAUAUGCAAAUGAACAUUAAAAGCUUUGUAACACA